AUGCACUUUGCGCAAUAUUUGGAACACGACUUUGUACACGAAGGCAUGCGCAGCGGGCUGUGGCGGCAGCAACAAUACGCAGCCUACGGUGCACACGCACACACAGCCGCCUCUAAUGGUGUCAGUCACACCAAUCGGGAGGAGGAAGAGGAGGAGGAGGACGAUGAGGAGGAAGUUGUAGAGGAGGAACUCGAGCGCAAUGACACGGAUCUUUCGCAGCAUCCUGCUACCAAUUCACCACAUCAGGCUGCACAGUCGGCUGCGCAAGAAGUAGUGCUGCAAGCGCAGAGCCAGUCCGGCGGUGACGGCGACGACUCCUCGAAACGCAAACCAGGUCGGCCGCGGGGUUCCCGCAAUCGCAAGCCCAAGACGUUCAACGCCGUCACCCAACCGGCCCCCAAGGCACCUCUGAACUCUCACCACCCUGGGUUCUACCAGUACCCACCUGCGCCGGGUAGCACAGUGAACCCGAACCAGCAAUUCUACGAAUUCCAAUGGCGCGCACUGAACUUGUGCUCAGAGUUCUACAACGCUGCGGAAGAACUGGUCAAAGCUGCGUCCCCGAUUGUCAUUUCGCAAUGCUAUCAAAUGGGCCCCGGGGCGAGAGUCGAUCCAUUAGCUAUGAUUGCGGACGCAAAACGCGUGUGCGAUAACCUUCUCGCCAAUCCUAGUCAGCUCGUUGGGCAACAACCGCCAUCAGCGUACCCUUAUCCCUCUUCCUAUCCUACCCCUUACGCGCCUCCGGCCGCACCGGCCCCGACGGCAUCACCUUCCAGCAAUAUCGUUUGUGAUGCCCUUAGGUACCAACAUGCCACCGCCUGCGCACGCAGCACCGAAUCCGUACUAUUCUGGAGUGUACGCGGCAGCCCGCUACCCGACGGCCCCGUACUAUUCAUACCCUACGCAACCACAUGCAUCGUAUUAUCCUCCGCCGGCUACCCCGGCUCCGGCAAGUACUUCAGCCAGUGCGACCACACCGGCACCGGCGUCCGCGGCUACCGCACCUCCCUCUACCACAACCUUCAGUGCGGUUCAGCCAUCUUCGGCUUCCUCUCUUCAGUGGGUCAGCAAGGCUCCUGGUCUGCAGAGGAGGAAGACCGCUUAAGGAAGCUUGCGGAGCAGAGUAAGAACAGGGGGACCACAGAACAAGGUGCAGCAAUGGGGCAACAGCAGACCAGGCAUCAGAUUCUGUUGAGAGCUACGGCGCUCGGCCUGAAGGAGAGUACAACUCGCGCGACGAAACGGAAGCGUGAGGCAGAAGCUGGUGCAGCGGAGGCUAAUGAUCGCACGCCGACGCCUGCUUCUCACGCAGCUGCUAACGCUGCGCCAGCGGCCUCAACAACCGGCACAGCUCAGAACCACCCUCAACAGCCUCUUACUCAACAGAGGCAUGCUCCAGCUGCCCAUGCGCAACCCGCGCACACUCAACCUGCGCAUGCACAACCCGUACACGCUCAGGCUACGCAUAGUCAACCGACGCAUGUGCAAUCUACACACUCGCAGCCCACGCACAGUCAAACAACGAUAGCGCCGUCAGCGACAACAACCACGCCCGUGUCCACCCACGCGUCACCGGCAUUGCCCCCGCAGCGACCCCCGUCGUCUACCACGACGCCAGCCACCAUUGCCCCAGCCCGCACCACCACCAACCCGUCCCCAGUGACGCCGUCUGGCUUGCCUUGGCCCAUGCCUACUGUGGCCGCAAAUACGCCGUCGCCAGUCCUCACCUCUGCGCAAAUAGACCAGCGCACGACGUCUUACUACCGGCCACCGCCGACGCAACGACCGUCAUACGGCACCAGCGCUGGUGCAUCAACUACGACUUCGUAUGCGGCGGCGAGCACAUCCAACACGACCCCGUAUGGCGCCGCCGCGACUUCGCGUCCGGCGUCGUCGCAUGGGAACGUCGCGGCGUCGCAUCCGUACAUGUACCGCCCCGGCGUGAACGGGGCUGGAAGGAGGGAUGGCGCACCGCAUGACAUUGGGAGGCCCGACGUGAAUGGGCACUACGGUGCCGCUCCUCCGAAUGGGCAGCAUCUGAACCAGUCCCCGAGUGGGGAGGGGAUCCAGUCGAAUGCGGGCUCGUACAGCCCCGCGCCCCCCGUGCCCUACCCCGGCGGCCAGAUCUACCCCGGCAACGUCGUCCCGUACGGCAGCUCCUCGCUGCUCGGCGCGAACGUACUCCCCGUCUCUUUCCACUCGUCUCCCGUGCCCCCGAACGCGACCGCGCCCUCACAAGCUACGCCCGGCCCAGGCCCCUCCGAGCACCCGCACGCCGACCAGAGCCCGCGCGUGCCACACACGCCCACGCCCGGCCCGUCGAAACGCAAGAGCGAGGAUGGAUCCGGGUCGAUGACGGGCCCGCGCAAGCGGCGGCAGUACGUGCCGGUCGGAAGCGGGCUCGACGGGAUCGAGCGCGACGAAGCGGACUUGGGCCCGAACGGCGGGCCGAAGCACUGGACGGACAGCGAGAAGGACACGCUGUUCCAUUGGCUGCUGGACAACGACAAGAACUGGGACAUGUUCAGGUCGAAGAUGAACACGGUCUUCCGCGACGCCGCGACGCAGGUGUUCGGCGGGCGCAAGUCGUUCACGGCACUGAAGAGCUGCUACCACCGGAACGUGGAGACGUUCAAGCAGAUCUUCGCGUUCGAGGUCUACCUGGCGCACAACCCCGACGCUGGCGGGCCUAUCAAUGGUGCCGCGUCGCUCGGGAACUUCAACGACCCGACGAUGGCGCGCCAGGUGCACCUUGAGCAAAGGCUCGACGAUGCGCGCGCGGCGAACAUCCCCGUCGCGAAUCUCAACGUAAAGGUCAUCGACCACUGGCAUCAGAAGGAUUGGUACCAGCUGUUCAAAAGACGAUACGUGGACGAUGGGACUGGGCAGGCGGUCCCCUACUACGGGCCCACGGCAAUGACAUUCCCCGACGGCUCGACCGCCGCACAGUACUCCAACGCAAGCAUCGAUCCACAGCUGACGAGCCCGCAAGACGGGGAAGACGACGAAGAUGAAGACGACGCCGACGAGCAACAAGUACAGCAGCGCCAACCUCACACGAGCGUGUCCGCCCCACCCGACGCCUCCCAGCUAGACGGGCGAGACGCCAGUGUACCCCGCCCGCCGGACCCUAACCCCGCAAGCAUCCUCGCGCCGCCGCCGCUCCCACUACAGCCGGAGCGUGACCGCCGGCCGCAGCCACUCACGUCGCGGCGGUCCGUACCGUCGUUCGCGGUGAGCCACCGCGAGUCGGCUGCGGAGCAGACGCAGGCACAGAUGGUGCAGGCGCUCGAGCGGCUUACAGCGGUCGAGCAGACGCUGGUCGAGCAGAUCGCGGCGCUGAGCGCGCUGAUUGGUGCCCAGGCGGAGCAGGUGAGACUGGGGGGCGUGAUGGGGGUCAACAGGGAGGACGGGCUGAGCGGAAAGGAGAAGGCGACCUUGGCGACGGAGAUGCUGGCGAAUCCGGAUGUGGGAGAGGAGGUGAGGAGGGCGGCGGCUGAUUAUUUGAAGAGGUUGUUCUUGAGCGAGUGA
Fomitopsis serialis is the source of this 3531-nucleotide messenger RNA. RefSeq lists its product as uncharacterized. The transcript is spliced from 12 exons. NCBI's taxonomy places the organism in Eukaryota, Fungi, Basidiomycota, Agaricomycetes, Polyporales, Fomitopsidaceae. The coding region runs from base 1 to 3531 and encodes 1176 amino acids. The record is from RefSeq and is a predicted model, not a curated record.